Cylicocyclus nassatus is the source of this 735-nucleotide messenger RNA. The record is from the annotation of a GenBank genome assembly. Lineage: Eukaryota; Metazoa; Nematoda; Chromadorea; Rhabditida; Strongylidae.
AUGGCAGCAAUGCCUGCAUAUAAUGAAGAACUUCGUAUCGGAGCGAUGGUUGAAGCCGUAAAGCCGUAUGUUGAUACGGUUGUUGUUGUUGAUGAUGGUUCAAGGGAUAAGACCGUUCAAAUUGCGGAAGAAGCAGGGGCAAUGGUAUUCCGACAUGUUGACAAUAAAGGUUAUGGUGGGGCUUUACAGACAAUAUUUAAAAUAGCAAAUAAGUAUAAACCAGAUAUAUUAGUCAUUCUUGAUUCAGAUGGUCAACACAAUCCAAGUGAUAUCCCUCAUUUUAUUGAAAAAGUCAAUGAAGGAUAUGAUUUAGUUAUUGGAUCGCGUUUUUUAACGCAGGAAUCACAGGAACGGAUACCUAGAUACCGCAAAGUUGGUAUGAAAGUUCUGGAUAUGGCAACCGAUCUGUCACUCGCCGGAACGCAUGUUAGUGAUUCUCAAUGCGGAUAUCGUGCAUAUACGCGUGAUGCAUAUACCAAAAUCCAUAUUUCCGGGGUUGGAAUGUCAGCGGGGUCAGAAAUUCUGGUUCAGAUAACGGAACAUAAACUACCAAUUGGUGAAAUUCCAAUUGUUGUUCGUUAUGAUUUGGAAGGAGAUACGUUGGAAUCAACGGUUAGAAUCAUGAGUGAAUCGGUGCCGACAUUUGCACCGCCGACCUGCAUACUGGAAAUAUUAACCUUGUUUUUACCAAGAAUUGUACCAACAGAACCGAUAAUUCCCGGACGAUUGAUGUGA